Molecule: messenger RNA, 1278 nt
Organism: Prunus armeniaca (apricot)
Lineage: Eukaryota; Viridiplantae; Streptophyta; Magnoliopsida; Rosales; Rosaceae
Source: the annotation of a GenBank genome assembly
AUGUUGUGCUUGCCAACUACAGCUUCUAGUUCUUGCUGGGCUUUCUUCAUCACCUCUGGUUUGUUCAUAAUCUCAGCCAAUGCAAACUCAACUGUGUUGGAGGAAGUGUCCCCCGCCCCCGGAAGGGCCGCCACGUACGGCGGAAACGAUAUCGUGUGGACCCCAUACGGGCCCGAGUGGCGGAUGCUGAGAAAAGUCUGCGUGCUCAAGAUGCUCAGGAACACGACUCUGGACUCGGUGUACGAACUCCGGCGAAAGCAGCUCCGGGAAACUGUCGGGUACUUUUACAGUCGGGUGGGGUCGCCGGUCAAUGUCGGCGAGCAGAUGUUCUUGAACGUGCUCAAUGUGAUCACCAACAUGCUGUGGGGUGGGACGGUGGAGGGCGAUGAGAGGGCGGGGCUGGGGGCGGAGUUCCGGGAGGUGGUGUCGGAGAUGACGGAGCUUCUAGGGAAGCCCAAUGUUUCGGACUUUUAUCCGGGUUUGGCCCGGUUCGAUUUGCAGGGCGUGGAGAAGCAGAUGGGCAGGCUGGCCCGGAGGUUUGAUGGGAUUUUUGAGAAGAUAAUAGAUCAACGGAUGAGGAUUGACAAGCAAGGCCCGAAGGAGAGUAAGGAUUUUUUGACGUUUUUGUUGAAGUUGAAAGACGAGGGAGGAGAUUCCAAGACCCCUUUCACCAUCACCCAUCUCAAAGCUUUGCUCAUGGUACGACUUCAUAUACACGUACGUGGCGGCCCUUCCGGCGGCGGGGACACUUCCUCCAACACAGUUGAGUUUGCAUUGGCUGAGAUUAUGAACAAACCAGAGGUGAUGAAGAAAGCCCAGCAAGAACUAGAAGCUGUAGUUGGCAAGCACAACAUUGUAGAAGAGUCUCACAUUCACAAAUUACCCUACUUACAAGCUGUGAUGAAAGAAACUCUGCGCUUGCACCCAGCCCUGCCACUACUAGUCCCUCAUUGCCCAAGUGAAACCUGCACUGUGGGAGGCUACACCAUCCCGAAAGGAUCCCGGAUUUUCUUCAACGUCUGGGCAAUACACAGGGACCCUUCCAUUUGGGAAAACCCAUUGGAGUUUGAUCCAGAAAGAAGAAUAUGUGCAGGGAUUGCAAUGGCUGAGAGGAUGGUGAUGCAUUCACUUGCUACACUUGUGCACUCUUUUGACUGGAAAAUGCCACAAGGACAGAAGCUGGAUCUUUCAGAGAAGUUUGGAAUUGUGCUGAAAAAGAAGAUGCCUUUGGUUGCUAUCCCAACUCCUAGGUUAUCUGAUCCAGCACUCUAUGAGUAG